Archocentrus centrarchus (flier cichlid) is the source of this 4578-nucleotide messenger RNA. RefSeq names its product empty spiracles homeobox 3 (gene emx3). The record is from RefSeq and is a predicted model, not a curated record. Gene Ontology annotation, biological process: central nervous system development; neuron differentiation; regulation of transcription by RNA polymerase II. Bases 368 to 1090 code for a protein of 240 amino acids. Gene Ontology annotation, cellular component: nucleus. The transcript has 3 exons. Gene Ontology annotation, molecular function: RNA polymerase II cis-regulatory region sequence-specific DNA binding; DNA-binding transcription factor activity, RNA polymerase II-specific. NCBI's taxonomy places the organism in Eukaryota, Metazoa, Chordata, Actinopteri, Cichliformes, Cichlidae.
GGCACGAGGAUAUACCGAUCGAUCAGAGCCCCGCUGCCCACCUUUCUGCUCGAACCCCGGCUGUGUCGCGGAGGAUCUGCGCUGCCCUCUGCCCUGAGGCUCUCAGGGGAGUUUCAGAUUUUUAAGAUUUAUAUCCUGCGAGCGGAGCUUGGAGCGGGCAGAGACACCGCCCCGGGCUCAGGUGAGAGGAAACUUCGGCCACUUCCAGGUGCAGUGUCUGGAUUUGCGCGCGACUUUUACGCACAGCGGAGAGUUGUUAUUAUGGGGGAACUGGGAGUGUGAGCUCCUCGAGUCCGCGGAACUGGACUAACUGGACGUCGAUUUGUUGAAAUCUUCACCGUCUCACAGUGUUCAGCAGGCGCUUACGAUGUUCCAGCACAGCAAUAACAAGAAAUGCUUCACCAUAGAGUCUCUGGUCGGGAAGGAGGGGACCGGCCACAGCAGCGGCGGCUCCGGGGAUGAGCCCAUCCGGCCCACGGCGCUCCGCUUCCCGGAGCCCAUGCACCCGGCUGCUGCCGCCGGAAUCUUCGGCUCUUGCUUCCAGGGGAGCAACGGGAGGACUUUGUUCCCGGACAUGGUGCUGCAGGAGACCGGGUCACACGCGCAGGGCCCCGGUGGGCUGCCGCUGCACCCGCUGCAGAUCCCCCCGCAGAGUUUCUUCAGCCCGCAGCACCGGGACGCGCUCAGCUUCUAUCCCUGGGUGCUUCGGAGCCGGUACCUGGGACACCGCUUCCAAGGGGAGGACAGCAGUCCGGAGAACCUGCUGCUUCACGGUCCAUUCUCCAGGAAACCCAAACGGAUCCGGACGGCGUUCUCGCCCUCUCAGCUGCUCCGCCUGGAGCGAGCCUUCGAGAAGAACCACUACGUGGUCGGAGCUGAGAGGAAGCAGCUAGCCAGUGGGCUGUGCCUGACCGAGACGCAGGUGAAGGUGUGGUUUCAGAACCGCAGGACGAAGCACAAGCGUCAGAAAUUGGAGGAAGAGUCUCCUGAAGCUCAGCAGAAGAGGAAGGGCAGCCAACACGUGAGCCGCUGGAGAGCUGCGACGCAGCAGGCCGGAGGAGAGGAUGUGGACGUCAUCAGUGAGGACUAGAAGGCACCGAUCGCAUUGUUACGAAGCUGUCGAUACACACAUCACCACACUGACAAAAACACACACACACACACACACACACACACACACACACACACACACACACACACACACACACACACACACACACACACACACACACACAGUCAUGACAUCAGAACAGUUUGAGCACAUCUGUAGGGACUUUAAGGUGUGUUCAGGCACCUCAGAGGAGGUUUGAGAGGAACUCAAGUUCAAUUCUUUACAUGAGACAAGUUUAUCAUUGGGACAAUCAAAUCUACCUUUCAAAUUAUUUUCCAGAAGGUAAAUGUGAUUUGCAGGCAUGUGGAUCAAGUGAGCCACGUCCAGGUAAAACAAGCUAAGCUGAAGCACAGAAGCUUUCCGUAGGACAUUAAAACUAAAUUAAAGCAGCUCCAACUUUCAGUCCACAUGAAACACACAGUGUGCUGUUAUGUCUGAGAGUCCGGACAGUGAACGCACCAUGGGGCCCAUCUCAGCUCUCAGCACCUUUGAGCUAAAGCAACAAAAGCUGUAGUCAAGGUUACUUUUCCUUUAAAUGAACUUUAACUGUCUGAUACAAUAACACGAUUACUAGAGGACAGUCCCUCGAUCUUAUUUUGAAAGUUCACUCUCUACUAACCAGCUCACCCCAACUAUUCCUGUCUGACUCGCUGGUGUGGUCGCCUUCUAUAUCAUUCAGUCUAGAUGGACUCCAGCUCCACUGUCUUUCUGCUCUGCAAGCUCACCAAGGCUGCAGAGCAGACUUUACCUCCCCUUGUUGUUUCUCAGUUUUUGCAUCCUCAAUUCCUCUCUUCACGUCAGUGAAGGAGAUAAGGAAGAGAAACAAGGAGAGAGGCGAUGACAAUUAAAUAUGAUGCUUGGCACAGCUGCAUCAAACUUUUUUUACAGUCUGCAUUUUAUGACCUGAGGUCUGUAACUCACCAUCAUAAUGUUCACAUAUAAAAACUUUAUUUAAAUGAUGUACUUCUUGUAUUGGUGGUAUAAACAUGCAUCAAUGACCACGAAAAAUAAAGAAAUCAUAAUAAACAGAAGCCCAAAUUUUCUAAAUAAAAGUGGAUUUAAUUACUGUUUUCACCCCAGAGUACAGCUCAGAUUAGAUUAUUUCACUUUGCAUACCUGAGAAAAGACUUAAUUUGAUAAUAAACCUCUUUUGGAGCAGAGUUUCUUCAGGUUAUAGACACCCAAAAAUAUUUAGUCUGAGAUUCAGUUCAAUCCAAUUUUAUUUAUAUAGUGUCAAAUCGCAACAAACUAUCACCUCAAGGCACUUUAUAUUGUAAGGUAGAGACCCUACAAUAAUUACAAUUGAGAUGUUGAUAUCCCUGUUAAAGAGGCUUUUUCUAGAGCAAACUCAGACCUGCUGUUAACCACAACCUUGGAACAGCACAUACACACUCUACAUGCACAUAACACACUCACACAGAAAGUGACAGCUUACCUUUCUGAUGGACGUCUCUGGAUGGCGCCCGGACAUUUUUCCUGCCAGUUGGACUUUGAUGCUUUUGAGAGGCAAAAAUGUGGUCACAGCUGCUGACUGAACACUCGAUGGUGCCAAACCAAGCAGGCAUCCUGAAACAAAAAAAGAGACUAAAGAGAGAGGAGACGCUGCUGGGACGAAGGCUCCUGAGCGUCUGUCUGCAACAGAAGGCAGAAGGCAGCCACCGACCUGAACGAGGGGAAAACGGAAAGACGAGGUUCAUCCGGCAGGGAAGAAGAUGGGAAGCAGAGACAGGAGGGAGUUUAUGAUGACGAGGGCAGAGGUACAGAGUUAAAGGAGUUGGUGCCAGUCUGUGAGGCUUUAAUUCAACUUUGAGAGCCAAAAAAAAAACCCAGAAAGCUUAUUUCUGACACAUUUAAACCCCAAACAGAUCUUUAAAAAAUUUUAUUUUACACCUUUCAGGAUCUUAAAAAACUCAUUUUAAUGGUAUCAUUUCUUUGAAGCAUCUAUCUGAGAUAAGUCCCAACCAGUCUGCUGCAUGAAAAACUCAUUUAUUUCAUGAACUUUUGGCUCCAUUGUUCUUUUUCAUGCAGCAGAUUGCUGUUUAUCCAUUAGAGGGUUCUGGAAACCUCUUCAGAUCUGACUAUCAGAAAAUGAUUCUCUCAAGUCUUUGUGCUCUGGAGACAAAAAAAAAAAAUUAUCAUCAGGUUUGUAAGAGUCGCCUGGUUUUUAUCUUUAACCUGAGGCUGAGGAACAAAGUGAAGCUGCAGAGAGGCGUUCAGGUAUUUGCAGGCACUGAUCAAGGCACUGAUCAGAUCAAGUUUAAAAGACAUGCACAGACUGGCAGAUGGGACAUAAUCACAGACUGAGGUUAAUUUCCUGCCGGACGAACUCCUCUUUUUACAGAAACCUGCCUGAAUGAAAACUAAGAGUUUAUAUGUCUAAAAAUAUAUUUUUUAAUGUCAACAAAUCUCCAAGUUUACUGUAAACCUUUAAAAUCACGCCACAAAUGCACAGCUUCAGUUUUAGGACACAUUAAUGAGCAGGAGGUCAUGCGCUCUGAUUGGUAAGCCUCAUUUUCAGGUUUUAUUCCUGCUCUGCUGCAAAGAAUUUAAAAGUCAACUGAAGAAUUCAAACCUAAAUUAUUUCAGAAAAUCGUCUUUAUAACAUAUCUGGGUUUCAAGAAUCUACAAUAACUACAGGAAGAAGUGCGUUAUGUGUUUUUUUUAAAAAUAUAAAAGCAAAAAUACUCAAAAAGGCAGAAAUGGUGAAUUUGUUUGGGAGUAUUUUCAGUGGCGGAUUAAUCCACAUUUUAUAAGCAUUUGUGGCAGCAGGAAUCAAAAUAGAGGUCAUAAGCAGGUUUGAUGUUUGAGCUCAUUUUAUUUUUUUUUUGCCACAGCGGCUUUUCUCGGCAGUGGAGAGAGACAGGAAGUGGGGGAAAGACACAAGGGAAGACACGCAGGCAGAUUGGCGACAGGCCAGGACUCGAACCCGCGCCGCAGCGCGGCAUAUGUAUGUGGUCACAGGCUUCAACGCUAAGCCACCCAGGCGCCCCAAAGUUAUCACAUUUUAAAGAGAUUUGUUGACAAUAAGAAAAAUAAAGUUUGAUUCAACAUCCUGCAGGAAUAUUUUAGUCAUUUUUCAGUGCGGCAGACGCAGGAAGCAGCUGAUCCCGGAGCAAUGUGUUUCACUUUUCGUUCGGCUGGUAGUUUUUGUCUUUGUGGGGAAAAAUGUAGGUAUUUAUGUAAAAAUGGAUUUGAAAGUAUUCUAUGCAUCUGAUAUGUAUAUAAUGACGAUAAUAAUAAUAACGUGUGGACUGUUUGUUUGUUUCUCUCUCACUGCAUCAGUUCAUCUGUUUGUUUCUUCUUCCUGGACAGAGUUACCUCAUCAUCUCCUUAUGUAGCACUUCUUCUUCUUCUUAGAUAUAUUUUUUCAUCAGUUUAGGAUCAAAUGCACUAACUGUACAUCUCGGUUCCUCUGAAAAGGGGAAGGAAAAAAAUGACAGAAGCUUUGUACUUCCUGUGUUCAGAUU